This is a messenger RNA of Paramuricea clavata, 5375 nucleotides long. The record is from the annotation of a GenBank genome assembly. Lineage: Eukaryota; Metazoa; Cnidaria; Anthozoa; Malacalcyonacea; Plexauridae.
AGAAAGGCUACUGUUGUCAAUUUUUAUGACAUCAAUAAUUCUGUUAACAUGAAGUACGUAAGAUAGUCUCGUGGGCUCAGUGUGACCAUGUUUUGGGUUACAAGUUUGUAUUUACAAGUGUCAGUGUGUGGCAAAUAAAUCAUACUUGAUUUUAUGGAGUUUUCAAAAAAUAUAGACUGGUAAGAAGUAUUUUAGUACUUUUGUAUCCGGGGGGCAAAUCAUAGGACUAUUUACAUAUAUAGUAAUACAGUUGUUGACACUUGGUAAUGACAGUGAACUGGUAGUGAUGGUGCGCUUUGACCUAUUCCCAGGACCCUGCAUCCAGUUUUAAUACAUAUUUAUAUAAGUUUGUUUCAAUUAUCUGGUCACAGAUUCUUUAAUUGCCCUUCCAUCCAUUGCAGCAUUGCUGAACAAAUCCACACAUAAUGUAAGCAACCAUAAAAACUAUGAGAGGUGAUUACCGCCAAAAUUAGACAAUGCAAUUCGCCAUUUCCCAAAGUGCGGGGUCUAGUCACACAAAUCCCAUGUUGGAGGGACAAGAAAUAUGGCAGCACACAUUUGAAUUAAAUGUUUAAUGUAUUAAAAAAGGAGAUAUUUCAUUUUUGUUUGUCUAAAAAUUUGAUUUUGAUAGUAGAUACUUCUAUACUUUCACAUAUUUGAUGCCUAGCUGUCACCAUAUAUUUUGUCCUUCCAAUCCCAGAAUGCACUGUGAUCUCUUGGGAAAAGGCUAAUUAUGCGAUCUUGUGUUUGCAGUCAUGCAAUUGUGUUUUCAAUUCAUUUUGCUAUUUAAUUGUAGUUUAUGGAUACAAUUAACUUUGCCAUUAUAUUUGCUAUUUUACAAUUCUAUUUGCCAUUUCAACUGGCCAAUAUGCAUUUUUGUGCAAUUCAAUAUUUCAAUGUCCCACAAGUAAAACAGCAAAUGUUUUUGUAUAAAUUUGCUGAGUACAGGAGUGUGAGAACUUUGGCUAUUGAUCCAGCUAAUCCUUAGACGUCGGAUGAUAGAUUUUUUGACGGGGCCUUAGGUAUUGACUGGUAUAGUUUCUUUCUCAUCUAGAGAUGAGUUACAGCAUUACAGUUGAUUUCACAUAACUUUUCUGUGAGUGUUGCGAACUUCGUUGUGAAGUUCAAAAGUUCAUACUGAAAUUCACAAGCCGGUUUGUAAACAAAGCCUCUGAUUGGUCCCUGAACAAAAAUAAGCCAAUUAGAAGCUUUGUUUACAAACCGGCUUGUGAAUUUCAGUAGGAACUUUUGAACUUCACAACGAAGUUCGGAACGAAGUUCGCAACAUUCACAGAAAAGUUAUGUGAAAUCAACUGUAAUAAUUAUCUAGACAAGAAGGAGAUUAGGGGCUUGAGUUUGUAGUUGCCUCUUUCUUUAGGCAAUUAUAAAUUCAUUAUAGCCCCCGGGAUUAUAUAUAUUAUCCCCCGGAUUAUAUAUAUCAUCCCGGCAUGCUUCUGUGAAGUGGCAAUUCGGGGUAAAUACGCCAGUUAAUCACUGUGGUAUGUACAUCAAACAAAACAGCUGGGCCAACUGUGCUAUAAUGUAUAAGAAAUGGUAGCAUUGACUAAAAUUAUAUUAAGUAAUCAUUUCGAUAAUCAAAUAUUUUGUAAUCUAGAUAAAUCAAAGAUAAAAAAUCUGUGAAAAUUUAUGUGAAAGUGUAGAUCCCCAAACAAUUUUUGGAAACUUGGUUCCCAGGUUCUGAUACUUUUUCCACCUCUACUCAAAAUGCAAUCUUGAGCCUACACCCAGAAUGAGGUUGGAUAAAUAAAACAUUUCCAAAGUUAACUUUUAAUUAUUGCAUAGGAAAAGGCAUGAUGCUGAGACAAAGUUAUGUAACUGGACAUUAACAGACGAGGUGUUCAGGAAUCAUUCACUGCAAAAGUAUUUUGACAGUGAUGAUCUGAAGAAGAAAAGCAAAACUAACCCCAAGCAAGGUUUUAAUUUUAAUUUGAGUGUAUUGUAAUUGUAACAUGUAGUCACCGGUUUAUUUUGACUCUUUGCAUUGCAUCCUAAUGCACCCUACUUUGUUAUUUUUCUUUGUUUAACACCACACAAUUUUACUAAUUUAUAAGGCUGGUGGUCAUAGGCAGCAUUAUCCUACAAUGCAUAUCAGCAUAUGUACAACAUAGUAUAUGGAUUGUACAAAUAUAUUGCACAUGUACAAAUAUAUGCAAUCCUGUCUUAAUUCUUAUUAAGGACAUAUAAAACAUUUUAAUAACAUGUUUACAGGACAAAUUAUUGCACACCAGACAAGCACUACUUGCCCAUGUAUAUACCAUAUCUAAUGGCACUGGUCUUUAGUCUUCAGAACUUACAGUUUAUAACCUUUUCCUAGUUAUCUAAUCAAUUUUGUAGAUAAAAAUACCUCAAAAGUUCCCAAUAUCCUCCCAAAAUUACCUGAACCACAGAUUCCAUAUCCAAAAAUAUCAGAUUUGUCGAUUGAGGACCAAAAAUACUUUCUGGAUACCUACAAAGAAUAUAUUUCUGGAAAAGAAAUUGGGUCUGAAAAUCUUAAUCAACUACAGGUAUUGUAGGAUAUGUAUAAAAUUAAGUAACUUAAACCAAAGGUAAUCCAGUAUUAAUAAAGACAGACUUAUUAUUUCCUUAUUGCCAAAUGAAUUUGUGUAGCAGUUGUUGCAGUUUGAAAUGUAUUGCCGUUGGCAUUAGCGAGGUUACAAUUUGACUUCCACUGCUAGCUGCAUUUGAAAUAUCUGAAUAACCGAUCAGAUGUUUACUCAGCCAGCGAAAGGUAGCAGUAGUCAAAUCUGAACUUCUAGUAUUGGGCAUGAACAACAUCUAAAACUCUCAUGGAUUUUAAUUACUCAUUUCCUUUCUACUAUAUUAUAAAUUUCAUAAUCAUUGUAUUAGUAGUUGUUGUCAUUGCAUUUCCAUCUUGCUUGCUUAGGGUUCCUAAUAACAGUUGUUCAUAGUUAUUGUCCUUAUAACAUGUAAAUUUUAAGAGUGUUUAUUGCCACGCCCACUUAAUAUACCAAGCCUUAGUUUGCUAGUUCUUCUUGACGGAUGACCCCUCUGUGUGCCAUGUUUAUACACAGAAACAAACUACGGUAUCUAGUACCUUUUUUUGUCCAAGUUUGUCCAAAUGGAUCAUCUGUCUCCAAGCAAAGUCAUUGUUAAUAGUGAUUAAUUAUUCAAACAGAAUAGUUAUACAUAUUUAUUUUUUUAUUAACUUUGCCAUCGUCAUAUACAUACAGUGACUGGCCGGGAAACAGAAACCACAAUCUCACAAUUACUUUCUGUAAUGACUAUUAUCCAAGUAUUGUUUUAUUGUGUGUGUAAUAAUUAACUGUAUUUUGUAAAUUGUUUAUGUACUAUUGGGGCCACAGUAAUUGGCAAUAGCUGUCAGUAAUGUAGAGAAUUCAAAAAUAUUUUUCAGAAUUGUUAAAAAUGUUGCAAUUAUAAUUUUAGAACGUUUUAUAUCUAACACUUAAUUUGAACUCUACAGCUCUCGUUACGGUAAUUGUAUGUCAGAUCUUAAGGGUGGAAAAUAUGCCCUUGCCCGUUAAUGAUCAUGAGUAGAAAUUAUUCUCAGAAAGGUGAUUCUAUUCAGAAUUUAAUGUGGAAGCUAUCCUCAGAACAAGAAGAAUUUUUAAGGUUUCUUCAGCAACAUUCCUUGUCAGCAAAAGACGAAUACAAUUUUCUUCAUCUACAAGUUAAAAAAGAAAUUCAGGUAAGAUGUCGUAAAGAAAUUUAAUGACAAAUGGAACUUCGUGCUGCAACGAUUCUUCCAACAAUCAUUGUUGUUCUCAAAGGUGGGCAAACCAGGAAACAUUGUUUUGGCAACAAAAAUCAUACUUGUGAAAGAAAACAGGUUUCUGCAUUCUUAAUUUAGGAAACAUUUUUGUUCAUAGGAUCCAAAAUUUGUUUCUGCAUCAAUGUGUUCAAGGGGUGAAUACAAAAAUAAACAAUGGAGGAAAUAUAUCAUUCUUCUCUAACAAUGAUAUAUGUCCUGUGGGUAGUAUAUACUUGGCGAAGCAAAGUUUUUUUUCAAUGUUCGGAUGCUCCUCGGUAACUGGACUUUGUAGCUCGGUUAGAGCGCUUCACCGGAAUCGCAGUUAGGGCUGUUUGUUCGAUUCCUAUCAGAGGGCGUGUAUAGUUGCAUUUUUCGCAACUGUUCCUAAUUAUAGGUCUAAAAUUGUAUAGAAAUUUACGUUCGAAAAGCUCAUUUGUUGUAAGGGUAGUAAAUAUAAUUUAACGUAGUAAAUAAUUUAGUCCCUCAUUUGAAUGACACAACAAUUAAAUGCAAGUUUUCAACUUCAGAAGUCAAAACUAAAUCAAAAUGUCUUGUGUUUUGGCGCUGGCCAUGCACGUAUCCCGAUAAAAUUGCAAUCAGAAUAAAGUGAUUUUUUCAUGUAUCUUAUUAUCGGCGUAAUUCAUGAAGAGAUUAUUGUAUAUGCUCUAAUACCUUUUUCUCCCAUUUUGUCCUAGAACAUACUUCAAACCCUAAGAUGCCGCCAGGUUACAGAGAAUCUAGCCGUAAGUAUGACGUUCAUAUUUCUUAGUUCCAUUUUAUUUAACCGUAACUUACAGCGGGGUGGGUAAUCAUUUUUGAAAGCCUUUGAGUUGAAUAACUGCAUGUGCAACAGAGCUGUAAUGAUACUUUUUCAACCAUGAUUGGUAGACUAUGAAUUAAUAUAUAUUGCAUGAAAUUUAGGACAAUUUUGGCAACUUAAUUCGCCCACUCACACCCCCGCCCCAACAUUUCACGAAGUGUCCGCCACUGUUCCGUAUCAAAAACAGUAAAAUAACUUGUCGUCUAUUUCAAUCCGUUCUGACUUUUUGAUGUUGGGGAUGCUGAAGCAUAGAUGGGAAUGUACACCAUAACAGGAAUUAAUAGUGGGUCCUGGCUUAGCUGGCACAGAAAAUAAUAUAUUUGUGAGCUCGGCAGAAAACUUUGACCUCAAACUUAGAAUCCCAGAAACAAAAAUAUUAUUUCCCGCAUAAUGUGCUCACUGAAAACUCACUUUAUUUUUGGGAGUACCCCCAAUCCAUGCCGCUCUUUUUAUUUCAGUUUUUGCAACUUUUUUUUCUUUUCAGCCUUACUACUCUCUGUUUCAAACAGUUGGUCUCUCAUCUGGUGCAGUCUUUCCGAACGAUCCGAUUCUUUCCUACAAACAAACAUUAAAGCAAGCAGUAGUGAGUAUUUAGCUUCUUAAAUUACAGUUGAUUUCACGAAACUUUGGCCGCUCCAGUUGCGAGGUUGGUUGGGAAUUUGGGAACCACAAACACGAGAUCAUCAAGUUGAUUGGAAACCGGCCAAUCAAAUUCGGAAGUUUCGCAUUAAAUUAUCGAAAUUCGUUAUGAAAUUCCGAACCAAGUUCGCAAAUUGCAAACGAUUUUGACGGUAAAUUUUGAAA